AGACAAACGACGCCUGCUCUUCGACGCCGCCGCCCCACGUGUCUCUACCUUCACCGCGCGUCGCAGGAGAAACUCAACGCGCCGCCAAAGCUCUCACUCCGGAGAUCACCGAAUUGUGUCGCAUGCGCGUCUGCAGGAUGUGCUUCACUUGAACAUAGGGCUGGCCGUCACAUCCUCCAGACCUGCGUCACCCGCUCGGUGCCACGCUAUUGUUCCUUUCAUCGGCUCAACUAGUCACCCUCCCCUCUCGACGCAACACGAUCGCGACCAGCCCGCCCAUCGCUGACAGCUCAUCGCUGGCAUUGCGCCCAACAUGUCCUCCGUCUGGAACCCCGACAACGUGCGAGAUGUGGCCGAGUCGGUGGGCAUCGCCUCACUCGCCGACAACGUCGUUGAGGAGUUGGCCCGCGAUGUCGACUUCCGGCUUGCGCAGGUACUGGAGGAGGCGCUGAAGUUCAUGCGACACGGCAAGCGGACGACGUUGAGCACACAGGAUGUGUCCAACGCACUCAAGGUGUUGAAUGUGGAGCCCCUCUACGGAUACGAGUCCACUCGACCGCUGCGUUUCGGCGAGGCUUCCUUGGGGCCUGGCCAGCCGUUGUACUAUGUCGAGGAUGAAGAGGUCGAUUUUGAGAAGCUGAUCAAUGCGCCGCUGCCCAAGGUGCCACGAGAGAUCACGUUCACAGCUCACUGGCUCGCCGUUGAAGGCGUGCAACCAUCGAUACCCCAGAACCCAACUGCGAUCAACCAGGGCGACCUCCUACCCAAGGGCACGAACGCGAAUCCGCAUCUCGCAGCGGCCAAUGGACUGGACAACGUCAACGUCAAGCCGCUGGUGAAACAUGUGCUUUCUAAAGAAUCGCAGGAGCUGUUUGCGAAGCUCUCAGGUGCACUCAUCGACGAGACGAACAUCGAGUGGCAGAACGCAGCCCUCGCAGCCAUUCGAACAGAGCCCGGUAUCCACCAGCUCACAACCUACCUCCUCACGUUCAUUGCUGAGAAGGUCACACACAACGUCAAGAACCUAUUCGUACUGCAGCAGAUGAUGCAAGCUACCAGCGCACUUCUGGACAAUCAAGCCAUAUACUUGGACCCCUAUGUCGCCUACAUGGUCCCACCUGUCUUGACGUGUUGCACGGGCAAGCAUCUAGGACCAAUAACACAAACAGCGUCCUCGAACGCCUCAUCAGAAACGCUCAAUGGUAUUGGAGCGAACAGCCACUCGAACGGCCCAGAUCAUUUCAGAUUACGGCAGCUGGCUGCGUCCAUCCUCAGCCGCAUUUGCCAGAAGUACGGAUCCUCUAACCAGGGGCUGAAGUCGCGAAUUGCGAGGACUUGUCUCAGACAGUUCAUGGACGUUGGAAAGCCGCUCGGUACACACUAUGGUGCAUUAAUAGCGUUGCUCAUCAUCACCAGCAACGAGGGUACAAAGAUGCUUGUUUUACCAAAUCUGAAGAUCUACAACGACGACGUGCUCAAGGGCGCACUGGCGAGUGAGGGCAAGAAGAAGGAUGCAGAGCGAGUACUUGCUGUCGUGGUUGAAGCCAUCAAAGGGCUCGGCAAGAACACGCCAGCAACGAUGAGCAAUGGCGUCGCUGAUAUUGAGGGACUGAGAGAGCGUCUGAACGAAAAGGUCGGCGACAUCAUCGCUGAUCAGAUUAUUGCCAACAAGCUCUCAGCGGCUGCGCAGGUCAUUUUGGAGACGGACGUGAACAUCUGAGUGGACAGGAAGGCGUUGGCUGCAAGCAUUACGGGCGUUGGGAGGGGCCUUGGAUGAUACCAUAUCUGUAACGAAUAGCAAAAGCGUCUGCCUACUGGAGUCUGGAAGAA
This is a messenger RNA of Didymella exigua CBS 183.55, 1830 nucleotides long. Its product is annotated as TAF-domain-containing protein. Lineage: Eukaryota; Fungi; Ascomycota; Dothideomycetes; Pleosporales; Didymellaceae. The record is from RefSeq and is a predicted model, not a curated record. Gene Ontology annotation, molecular function: protein heterodimerization activity; RNA polymerase II general transcription initiation factor activity; transcription coactivator activity. Gene Ontology annotation, biological process: RNA polymerase II preinitiation complex assembly; transcription initiation at RNA polymerase II promoter. The transcript is spliced from 2 exons. Bases 314 to 1720 code for a protein of 468 amino acids. Gene Ontology annotation, cellular component: transcription factor TFIID complex; SLIK (SAGA-like) complex; SAGA complex.